Pteropus alecto (black flying fox) is the source of this 1065-nucleotide messenger RNA. RefSeq names its product paraoxonase 1 (gene PON1). The transcript is spliced from 9 exons. The record is from RefSeq and is a predicted model, not a curated record. Bases 1 to 1065 code for a protein of 354 amino acids. Gene Ontology annotation, molecular function: aryldialkylphosphatase activity; arylesterase activity. NCBI's taxonomy places the organism in Eukaryota, Metazoa, Chordata, Mammalia, Chiroptera, Pteropodidae. Gene Ontology annotation, cellular component: extracellular region.
AUGGCAAAGCUGCUGGUGCUCACUCUCGUGGGGCUGGGACUGAAACUUGUGUUUUAUUCCUUUUUCUCCUCCAGAACACGACUUAAUGCUUUUCGAGAAGUAAAGCCAGUAGAACUUCCUAACUGUAAUUUCAUUAAAGAAAUAGAAGAUGGGUCUGAAGACUUGGAGAUACUUCCUAAUGGACUGGUUUUCAUUAGUGCUGGGUUAAAAUAUGCGGGAUUUAAGCACCUUGAUACCAAUAAGCCUGGAAAAAUACUGCUGAUGGACAUGAAUGAAGAAGAUCCAACAGCGUUAGAAUUGAGGAUCAUUGGAAAUACAUUCAAUUUGUCUUCUUUUAACCCUCAUGGGAUUAGCACAUUCACAGAUGAAGAUAAUACUGUGUACUUGAUGGUGGUGAACCAUCCAGAUUUGCAGUCCACCGUCGAGUUGUUUAAAUUUCAAGAAGAAAAAUCACUUUUGCACCUGAAAACCAUCAGACACAAACUUCUGCCUAAUUUGAAUGAUAUUGUUGCUGUGGGACCUGAGCACUUUUAUGCCACAAAUGAUCACUAUUUUGUCAACCCCUACCUGAAAUUCUGGGAAAGGUAUUUGGGUUUAGCGUGGUCAUAUAUUGUUUACUAUAGCCCAAAUGAAGUCAAAGUGGUGGCAGAUGGAUUCGAUUUUGCUAAUGGAAUCAACCUUUCACCCGACGGCAAGUACAUCUAUAUAGCUGAGACGCUGAGUCAUAAGAUUAGAGUGUAUGAAAAGCAUGCUAAUUGGACUUUAACUUUAUUGAAGUCCAUUGUCUUAAAUACACUGGUGGAUAACAUAUCCGUGGAUCCUGUGACAGGGGACCUUUGGGUUGCAUGCCAUCCCAAUGGCAUGAAAAUCUUCCACUAUGAUGCAAAGAAGCCUCUUCCAUCAGAGGUGCUCCGAAUCGAGAAUAUUUUAACAGAAGAACCCAAAGUCACACUGGUUUAUGCAGAAAAUGGAACAGUGUUGCAAGGAAGUACAGUUGCCUCUCAGUACAAAGGGAAAUUGCUGAUUGGCACUGUGUUCCAUAAAGCUCUUUAUUGUAAACUCUAA